Molecule: messenger RNA, 8478 nt
Organism: Sphaerodactylus townsendi
Lineage: Eukaryota; Metazoa; Chordata; Lepidosauria; Squamata; Sphaerodactylidae
Gene: DIP2B
Product: disco interacting protein 2 homolog B
Exons: 39
Coding region: 317-5065 (1582 amino acids)
Source: RefSeq, a predicted model, not a curated record
GCCGAGGCCUGGUUGAGGCGGCGCUCGCUCGCUCGCUCGCUUCGCACGGUCGUCGGAGCCGCUGCCGCCUGGGCUGGGCCUGUGCGCCCUCCCGCCUUUCUCAUGUGACCCGGCCGGGGGCAGCGAGGAGGAAGGAAGACGGUGGCGGUGAGGAGGGGGCCGAAGGCGACCGAAGGAUCACGGCCAUGGCGGUCGCCGCUGUCGGUCCUGCUGCUGCUUCUUUCAGCAGGAGGACUCCGAGCCCCCGGCGCUGAGGGACGGGAGCCGCUGCUGCCGCCGCCGCCGCCGCCUGAGCCGGCCGCUUCCCUCUCUCAUCAUGGCUGAGCCGCCAGGCGGUAACGGUGCCGUCUCUCCUCCCGCAGGGUUGCCUCGAGAGGUCCGCGAGCAGCUGGCCGAGCUGGAGCUGGAGCUCUCGGAAGGGGACAUUACCCAGAAGGGAUAUGAGAAGAAAAGGGCAAAGCUGUUGGCUCCGUAUAUCCCACAGACCCAAGGGGUUGAUCCAGGUUUGCAAAAGGAACCACGAAAUCAGACGCCUGCUCCUUCUGCAGCUCCGGCAUCCUCCUCCUCCAAGUAUCACCGAGCACGCUCUGGGGGAGCCAGAGAUGAGCGCUAUCGAUCUGACAUCCACACAGAGGCAGUGCAAGCAGCAUUGGCAAAGCACAAGGAACAGAAGAUGGCCCUGCCCAUGCCAACCAAAAGACGGUCUACAUUUGUACAGUCUCCUGCUGACACCUGCACCCCGCCAGACACGUCUUCUGCGUCCGAAGAUGAAGGGUCGCUCAGGCGCCAGGCUGCUCUAUCUGCUGCAUUGCAUCAGAGCUUACAGAAUGCUGAGUCAUGGAUCAACCGAUCUAUUCAGGGGUCAUCCACAUCUUCAUCAGCAUCUUCUACACUAUCCCAUGGAGAAGGCAAAGGGACCAGUGGGUCACUAGCUGAUGUAUUUGCCAAUACUCGAAUAGAAAAUUUCUCAGUUCCCCCAGAUGUUACAGCAACUACCUCCACACCAGCUUCCUCUGUACGCCCAUCUGCUAUUGACCUGCCUCCAUCGGGAAUAGUGAAGGGCAUGCACAAAGCCUCUAACCGGUCCAGCCUUAUGGACACAGCUGAUGGUGUCCCUGUAAGUAGCAGAGUCUCCACAAAAAUUCAACAGCUGCUGAAUACUCUGAAGCGACCUAAGCGGCCACCCCUGAAGGAAUUCUUUGUGGAUGAUUUUGAAGAAAUUGUUGAAGUUCCACAGCCAGACCCGAAUCAACCCAAGCCAGAGGGACGCCAGAUGACACCAGUGAAAGGGGAACCCCUGGGAGUUGUAUGCAAUUGGCCUCCUGCCUUGGAAGCAGCUCUGCAACGCUGGGGGACCACACAGGCCAAAUGCCCUUGCUUGACAGCCCUGGAUGUCACUGGGAAGCCUGUCUACACCCUGACUUAUGGCAAGCUGUGGAACAGAAGCUUGAAGCUGGCCUACACAUUGCUAAAUAAACUGGGCACCAAAAAUGAACCUGUGUUGAAACCUGGAGAUAGAGUAGCCCUUGUUUACCCCAACAAUGACCCUGUUAUGUUCAUGGUGGCAUUCUAUGGCUGUUUGCUGGCAGAAGUCAUCCCAGUGCCAAUAGAGGUACCUCUAACCCGAAAGGAUGCUGGAGGGCAACAGAUUGGAUUUCUGCUGGGCAGCUGUGGCAUUGCUUUGGCCCUCACCACAGAGGUUUGCCUGAAGGGUCUCCCCAAAACGCAGAAUGGCGAGAUUGUGCAGUUCAAAGGUUGGCCUAGGCUCAAAUGGGUGGUAACGGAUUCCAAGUACCUCUCCAAAUCGCCAAAGGACUGGCAGCCCAACAUUUCAAAUGCAGGGACUGAACCAGCUUACAUAGAGUACAAGACGAGCAAAGAAGGGAGUGUGAUGGGUGUAACGGUGUCCCGAAUAGCCAUGUUGUCUCAUUGUCAGGCUCUGUCUCAGGCCUGCAACUAUUCUGAAGGUGAAACCAUAGUGAAUGUCCUGGAUUUCAAGAAGGAUGCUGGCUUGUGGCACAGCAUGCUAACAAGCGUAAUGAAUAAACUGCACACCAUCAGCGUGCCCUAUUCUGUGAUGAAAACCUGCCCUCUUUCGUGGGUGCAGAGGGUACACACUCACAAAGCUAGAGUAGCUCUGGUGAAAUGUCGAGAUUUGCACUGGGCCAUGAUGGCUCAUCGGGACCAAAGAGAUGUCAGCUUAAGUUCCCUGCGGAUGCUGAUUGUAACUGAUGGUGCUAACCCCUGGUCUGUGUCCUCCUGCGAUGCAUUCUUGAGCUUGUUCCAGAGCCAUGGGCUGAAACCAGAGGCAAUAUGCCCUUGUGCAACAUCUCCUGAAGCCAUGACAGUAGCCAUUCGGAGGCCUGGUGUUCCUGGGGCACCCUUGCCUGGAAGAGCCAUCCUAUCAAUGAAUGGGUUGAGUUUUGGUGUCAUCCGUGUAAAUACUGAAGAUAAGAAUUCUGCUCUUACCGUGCAGGAUGUUGGACAUGUGAUGCCAGGAGGAAUGAUGUGCAUAGUGAAGCCUGAUGGCCCUCCCCAGCUCUGCAAGACUGAUGAAAUUGGGGAAAUUUGCGUCAGCUCCAGAACUGGCGGGAUGAUGUAUUACGGGCUAACUGGAGUAACUAAAAAUACAUUUGAGAGCUCCGGUCAUCCUCCUGGUGAAUUCAUAGCUGGCUCUCCCUGUAUGGUAUGUCACUGCCUCAGGCGCUCUUGGGCUUCUUUGCUGGGCUUUGUUGGACCUGGAAGCCUGGUGUUUGUUGUUGGGAAAAUAGAUGGACUUUUGGUUGUUAGUGGACGCAGACAUAAUGCCGAUGACAUUGUGGCCACUGGACUGGCAGUUGAAUCUAUAAAGACGGUUUACAGAGGAAGGAUUGCAGUGUUUUCUGUGACCGUGUUCUAUGAUGAGAGGAUUGUGGUGGUUGCUGAACAGCGUCCGGAUGCUUCUGAAGAGGACAGUUUUCAGUGGAUGAGCCGAGUGCUACAGGCAAUUGACAGCAUUCAUCAAGUUGGAGUAUAUUGCCUCGCUCUUGUUCCAGCCAAUACUUUGCCAAAAACUCCUCUGGGAGGGAUCCAUAUAUCUCAGACCAAGCAACACUUCCUAGAGGGGUCACUGCACCCAUGUAACAUCCUCAUGUGCCCGCACACAUGUGUCACCAACCUUCCAAAACCCCGGCAAAAACAACCAGGUGUUGGCCCUGCCUCUGUGAUGGUGGGGAACCUGGUUGCUGGGAAACGCAUCGCACAGGCCUCUGGGAGGGACCUUGGACAGAUAGAAGAGAAUGACUUAGUGAGAAAGCAUCAGUUCCUGUCUGAGGUGCUCCAGUGGCGAGCUCAAGCAACACCUGAGCACACUCUUUUCCUCCUGCUUAAUGCCAAGGGAGCCCCAGUGUGCACAGCGACAUGCCUGCAGCUGCACAAGCGGGCUGAACGAAUCGCAUCGAUUCUGUUUGAAAAGGGACACCUCAAUGCUGGUGAUAACGUGGUGCUGCUCUAUCCUCCUGGCAUUGAGCUCAUUGCAGCAUUCUAUGGCUGCUUGUAUGCUGGUUGCAUUCCAGUGACUGUCAGGCCUCCUCAUGCUCAGAACCUCACUGCCACCUUGCCCACCGUGCGGAUGAUUGUAGAUGUCAGCAAAGCUGCUUGUAUUCUCACCAGUCAGACCUUGAUGAGGCUACUGAGAUCCAGAGAGGCCGCAACUGCUGUCGAUGUGAAAACCUGGCCAACCAUCAUUGACACAGAUGACUUGCCCAGGAAGCGCCUACCUCAGGUCUACAAGCCACCAACCCCAGAAAUGUUGGCAUAUCUGGAUUUCAGUGUUUCCACAACUGGGAUGCUUACAGGAGUAAAGAUGUCCCAUGCAGCAGUCAGUGCCCUUUGCAGAGCCAUAAAGCUGCAAUGUGAACUAUACUCCACGCGGCAGAUCGCCAUCUGUUUAGAUCCCUACUGUGGUCUGGGUUUUGCACUCUGGUGCCUUUGCAGUGUGUAUUCUGGUCACCAGUCCAUAUUAAUUCCUCCUAUGGAGUUGGAAUCCAACCUUUUCCUAUGGCUCUCCACUGUUAGCCAGUACAAAAUACGGGACACUUUCUGUUCCUAUUCAGUCAUGGACAUGUGUACCAAGGGGCUAGGGAAUCAAGUUGAUGUAUUAAAGUCAAGAGGCAUUAAUCUGUCAGGUGUUCGGACUUGCGUAGUGGUAGCAGAGGAACGUCCACGGGUGGCUCUUACUCACUCCUUCUCCAAGCUCUUCAAAGACAUUGGCUUGUCAUCUCGUGCAGUCAGCACCACCUUUGGAUCAAGAGUCAACGUAGCAAUCUGUUUACAGGGAACCUCAGGGCCUGAUCCCACCACAGUAUAUGUAGAUCUGAAGUCCUUGAGACAUGACAGAGUCCGGCUAGUUGAAAGAGGUGCUCCCCAGAGCCUGCUGCUUUCUGAGUCAGGCAAGAUACUGCCUGGGGUCAAAGUGAUCAUUGUCAAUCCUGAGACGAAAGGACCUGUUGGAGAUUCUCACCUUGGAGAGAUCUGGGUGAAUAGUCCCCACACUGCCAGUGGUUACUACACAAUAUAUGAUAAUGAAACCCUCCAAGCAGAUCAUUUCAACACCCGCCUGAGCUUUGGUGAUGCUGCCCAUACUUUGUGGGCACGAACUGGGUACCUUGGCUUUGUUCGCCGAACAGAACUCACAGCUGCCAGUGGAGAACGCCAUGAUGCACUAUAUAUCGUUGGGGCACUUGAUGAAACUCUGGAACUACGAGGGUUGCGUUAUCAUCCAAUUGACAUUGAGACCUCAGUUUCUCGGACACACAGAAGCAUUGCUGAAUGUGCUGUCUUCACAUGGACCAACUUACUUGUCGUGGUUGUGGAGCUAUGUGGCUGUGAGCAAGAGGCCCUUGAUCUGGUUCCUUUGGUUACCAAUGUAGUUCUGGAAGAACAUUAUCUGAUAGUGGGAGUUGUGGUGGUGGUGGAUCCUGGAGUGAUUCCCAUCAAUUCCAGAGGAGAGAAGCAACGCAUGCAUCUCCGUGACAGCUUCUUAGCUGACCAGCUGGACCCCAUCUAUGUAGCAUACAACAUGUAAUUUUGAGCUGGAAGGUGACAGCAAUGAUUACGGACUUUGCAGGGAUCAGGGACGGCUAUGGAAACGAAGCAAAAGCUGGUUGGAAAAUUAGUAAAGAUUGCUGUGAAGCUGGACUCUACUAUCCUGUUGCUUUCCACCGUCGCAUCCUGGAUUGUAUGCAAGGCAGACAGAUCAAGGAAGAAAAGAUGGCAGCUUGGCAAAGGAAGUUUGUAUUGGUAUUGCAGGACAUUCGAUUUACACAGUGGAAAGUUUGACCUGCAUGAGAAAACAAUGCAUUACUAAGGCCUUUACUGUAGUGUUAAUUUUUUUCAUCCAUUGUAUAUAUUUGUAUUUUUUCUAAUACUGUUUUAGGAUUCUAUGGAGGGGGGGUGUUAUUUAGUUAAGAUAACAAACUGUUAAGAAAAAGGUCACACAAAUUCUGCUCGUUCCCCAACAAAACAGUGUGCUUUGCAGUUGUACGUUAGCUUCAUCCUGUAAUGUACCAUUAAUACAGGGUCAUACCACGUACUUAAAAUUGUGCCAUGACAAAAUCCAAUAACCCACUGAAUGGAAGAAUUACUUAUUCAUAUAGAUAUUUCUUAAAUUUUAAAAAAGGAUUUUGCCUAUAUUUUAAAUAUGUAAAUAAUAAUAUGCAUAAUUCAUUUAUUUAGAUGACUGGCUCAAAUGAUGGUGACAUGUGCGGUAGAUGCCAUUUAAGGGCUUGGUUAAAGCUCUCAAACUUUUUUUUUAAAUUAGGCAACUAAUGUAAGAAAUGCAGAACUUAAAAUAGGUUGUCCACUCUGUUUUGUUUUAUUGUUGACCAGAGUAUAUCAUAGCAUGUAGAAGCCUAUAUUUUCAGUGCACAUAUUUCUAGAAGAGGCUAAAAUCCAUAUGCUUUAAAAACAUCGGAAUCACAAAGAAAAACCAGUUGCAACUCUGGACUGUUUAAUGUAACCUGUACAGCCUCUGCUCAACGCUGUCAUAAAAUGGUGUGUACGCAGAACUCCAUAUAACCAGAACCACUCAAUUCAUUUUCUGAGUCAGGAUUCCCUGCUUAUCUUCCCCAUCAUGAUUCUUUGUGCCCACUUACAGAUGCAAAUGCACAGAGAGAGACUUUAAUUUAAACUGGAAAAAACCCUGCAGUUUUCUUGAUGCCUUCCCUAGUAUCUGGGUGGAACUUGUUACUGCAAAGUGAGAACAGUUACAGAAUGUCUUCAGAGCAGGGACAGUGCAAUUCUGCUGAAAGGGUGGGGAAAUACCUCUCGGGAUGUGGUUAAAAAGCAGCUGAUCAGGUUCCAGUCUUCAAAGUACCUAUGGGAAAAGAAAAACAGCAGAUGCCUUAAAAUGUGCUGAAAUGACCAUUGUCUGGAGAUGGUUUGUAGCCUUCUGUCCCCAUUGGACUUGGCAGGUGAAGGAAGAUUUCAUCCUUUUGUUUUAGCUCACUCUCCCCCUCCCCCAUUGUACUCUUUCGUUCUUUUUCUCUCCCUUCCCUUUACAUUGUUUAAGAAAACACUGCAAGUGGAUGCCAGAAGCGGUAACAAUUCUAUUUGAGCCAUUUGUGGUCUAUUGUGUAAAUAGUUAGGAUAUUUUAAUAAUAUCGGUUUACACCCACCCUGUAACAAAGUCAAUGUUUUUAGACAUUUUUAAAAGAGAUAUAAUUAUAAACUUGGAUUAAACCCCCAACUACAGCAGCUGUAUUAAGUGCAGCACUGACAGCUUUCCCUAAAUUCCAUAAGUAUACUUGAAAACUUUUCUGUGCAAACUUUCAAAGUUUUUUUUAGUGGCCUGACAUAUAGAUACUUUGAUGGAAAGUGUUUAAAUGUGUCAGCAAAUAUAUUUAAGAUUAUCUUCUUCAGUCACGCGUAACAGUGAUGAAAUAUAUCCUGAAACAAAGAGAUACAGCAAAACUAGGAUGGGAUGGAAGGAAGGGCCAUCACUUUGAACUGUUGAACUACUAACUAUUGGCUCUUUUAGAGAGGACUCUGAAUAUUUUGUGUUAUCAGUAUUUCCAUAGUGCAGUGCUGCUAUCUAGGUGAAAACCCUUCCAUGCUGAUAGUUUUAAGGCAUCAUCUGCACUGAGCAGGAAAACAAGAUAUAGCAGUUGCUGGAAUUUGGCAUGUGAGGAGAAUAGUACCAAGGGCUUCAGCAUAUACUGAGCACUCAGCCCUGAUCUUUAACUGCAGUUUUGGCUAUUAUCAAAUUUUUAUAAUAAACCACUUUAACGUCUUUCUACUGAAUUGAAAAUAAAUGCACUCCUCUGCCAAGAUGCAGAUUGUUUCCCCACCUUUAUGACACUUUCCCAACACUGCACCCCUUUACACAUCUCCCCAGAUGUCGUCUGACAGAACUUCUUGUGUGCAAGUCAGAGAGUGACAUUUGUGAUCUUUCAGUCUGGAAGACUUGUGUUCUAUUAUUCGAGGAUGGGGGAUACUACUGAAUACAACUUUCUCCCAUAAUUCCAUUGUUAAGCAUGACUUUCUUUCCCAGGUUAAUGUGUGACCUUGAAUACAAAGUGCUAUCUUUCCAGAAUCCUUCGUGAUUAAUGUGCUGGGAGUUUCAGUUGUACUCUUUGGGCUUGGGACCUCCUAAACGCUGCACAAUUCUUUGCUUUCAGGUAGCUUACACAAAAUGGCUGAGAUUCCAAAGGAAUGACUGUCAAAUCAGUGUCGUUUUUUCCUUGAUCUGUGAUGCUGAUUUGCUCUGUGUGGUUUUGGGUAUAUUGCUUCAUGUGUUCCAUCAGCAUAUGAGAUAUUGCAACUUUCGAAUGGAAUUCAGGGAAGGUGUGUAGGUUUUGCUAUGGGACCUGCUUAGAGCUAGCUGACCCCUCCAUUUCCCACAUAACUAAACAGACUGGUAGUUUUUUUUAUGAAUCCAAAGGGGUGGAGUCAAUUCUCAAGCCCAGUUUUGGGGGGUAAUUUCUAUAUUGGCUCAGGUGAUGCUGAACCUAAGUGUACUAGAUUUUAAAGAGUGUGUGUUGUUAUGCAGCAGUUGGGAGCAUCUGUUAGCCUGUGAAUCCAUUUACCAUGAACAUGCAACAAAGAUGUCUUUUCCAUCUUAUUUUCACAGCCUUUCCAUUCUUGUUUGUUAUGUUUAUUAUUGUACCUAUUACACCAGCCCUGUUCAUUUACUGAUUUUAGUCAACUGUAUAGUUAAGAAUGAUGAUCAUGCUUUACUAUGCUGGAGAGGUGGUUGUAAAAAACAAUAGAUACAUUUAUUUAGCCCCGAAGGCAUUCCCUCCCCCUUGUUAAUGUCAACACGUUUACCAUUGUCAAAUUCAAAUUACAGCACUGUAAUUAUGUAUAAAGUUUUUUUAUUUAUUUGAAAUUAGGUUUUAGAUAUACUUUUUUAAAAAAAUUAACAUCUGGCUGGACAGUGUUCCAUUAACGCAUUGAUUGUGUCUCCUUUGUCUUAUGUUAAUAAAUAAUGAUGCCUGA